Leishmania braziliensis MHOM/BR/75/M2904 is the source of this 267-nucleotide messenger RNA. RefSeq lists its product as hypothetical. The record is from RefSeq and is a predicted model, not a curated record. The coding region runs from base 1 to 267 and encodes 88 amino acids. NCBI's taxonomy places the organism in Eukaryota, Euglenozoa, Kinetoplastea, Trypanosomatida, Trypanosomatidae. The transcript has a single exon.
AUGAAAAUUGAUCUGUUCCUUCUCUUCGAGGCUGUGACAACCAGCAUCUUCGGCGUUGUGCUCUUCGCCAUCAUCAUCACGAGCAUUUCUGCCUGCCUGCAGCGCGAGCACCGGAUGAAAGAGCGCGGACAACAGUGCGAGGAGUUAGUAGUCAUGACUACAGAGAAACAGCAGCAGCUCCAGUGGCUCUCCGGGAUCAAUAACCUCACCGAUAGUCCGAAUCUCUGUGGCGAUGCCGUCUCCCUCAGCUACCUGUCUUCCCGCUGA